Messenger RNA from Plasmodium knowlesi strain H, 1848 nucleotides. Its product is annotated as conserved protein, unknown function. The transcript has a single exon. Lineage: Eukaryota; Apicomplexa; Aconoidasida; Haemosporida; Plasmodiidae. The record is from RefSeq and is a predicted model, not a curated record. Bases 1 to 1848 code for a protein of 615 amino acids.
AUGUCGUCGGCCACGCAAUUAGGGAUCUCGGAGAGGGAAUAUGAAGAAGCCCUUGCGGUGGAAAAGCUCUUUUUUCUGUCGUCCAAAGAAAGAUGCAAUUACUGUAGUAGUGGAAAGCCGACUUUCGUUGAUACGUACAAUUACGAAUUUGUAUGCGACAGAUGCUCAUUCAGAAGUAAACACAAAAAAAGAAUUGGUGAAGAUCCCAUCAGUUACUAUGAUGUGCAGAAGCUAGAAAAAAAAUUUGGAGUAGCAUCCUCCUCAUAUCAUAAUAGCAGCAAUAAACAUCGCCGGAAAUCUAGUAGCGGACAUCAUCACCACCACCAUCACCACAACAAUAAUAAUGAGAAGAAGUCCAAAUCAAAAAGUAGACACACUUCAGGGAAGAAGCAUAUCGAAGUGGUAUCAGAGGAUAACAGCUCAUCUUACGAUUAUGACGAUAAAAUGAGAAAAGAAAAGAAAAAAAAAAAAGAUAAAGAAAAAGACAGAAGCGGAGGAGGAGAUCGAGAUAGAGAUAGAAGAAAAGACAAACAUAAUAAAGAUAGAUAUAAGAAGAAAAAAAAAUAUGAUGAAUCUUAUGACGAUUUUGAUGAUGAUUUUUGUCUUAACGAUUAUGAUCAUACCACCCCUGGAAUGAUAGGAAUUAUGAAUUCAAAUAAUAUGAACAACUCAGAUUAUAGAAGCAACAAUAUGGACAGCAGCUUCCAAGACUUUGAUGGGAGUCUCAUUAAUUAUAAUCAACUAGCGGAGGGCAAUUUUAACGACUUUGGCGCCCCGAACGGAAUGAACCAAGGGGCGAUGAACCAGGGAGGCAUUAACCAGGGAGGGAUGAAUCACACGAACCAUCCUUUCGAUUCGCCCCACUUUGCAAAAGACAAUUACAAUACAAAGUACAUGAAUUCUCCCAACGCCGAAAUGGUGAAUUCGGCGAACAACCAGUUAUGCUUGGACGACUAUAACUCUCAUCCGUUUAAUAACAAAAUGGGCUACUCUAACAAUUUUAAUAUGAAGCUGAACGAGGAGGGGGAGCUAGCCAAAAUGAAGUAUGGCAACAGUGGGCAGGCUAACGGUGCCUUUGCGAACAAUCGCGCAGGCAAUAAUCACCCAGCUAACAACAAAAGUAACAACAGUAAUAAGAUGAACAUGCACUUGUACGACCCCUUCGAUAGUAACAUGAACAGCGGUGCUGACAAAAACAGAUACAACAAUGGGGCAGUGGAUAACUUAAACUAUUUUAACGGUUCAAACUUUCCGAACAAUCAACAAGGCAGUAUGAACAACAGACUCUUCCUGAUGAAUAAGAGAAAUUCUUUAAACCACAACUACAAUCAACAUAAUAGCAACCCCAAUUCCAUGUACAGUCAUUUUGGAACCACGCAGAAUCCAUACAUGAUGAAUAACCAAAAUAUAAUUAAUACUAAGAUGCUUUAUGAUAACAACGUGAAUAGUUCUAAAAAUAAAAACUUUCACAGUAGUAACCCCAACUCUCCAUUUAUGUUAAAUGGUGGGAUAAAUGGUGGUACAGUUGGCAACGCAAAUAAUGGCAAUAGCGUCCAGGGUCCGCAUAACAACAUGAACAAUUCAAUGGCAUACUGCAACCAGGGCAAUUUAAAUGAUAGAACAAAGUGGCACGACAAUAGCAACAGCAAUAAUGCUAUAAACAACGCCAACGGAGGUGGUAACCUUAGCAGUAAUAAUAAUGGCGGUUCGCACAGCGAAGAUUUUUCCCCCGUUAUUGUAUCUGAUAAAAAUCCAUUUUCUCUUCAGAAUAUUAUUUCGAACAAUAAAACGUCGCCCAGUUAUGUGAACACCAUGACGGACGAGAUGAAUAAAUACGCGUAUAAGUAG